This is a messenger RNA of Peniophora sp. CBMAI 1063, 2157 nucleotides long. The record is from the annotation of a GenBank genome assembly. NCBI's taxonomy places the organism in Eukaryota, Fungi, Basidiomycota, Agaricomycetes, Russulales, Peniophoraceae.
AUGGCACCCACAACACGUCUUAGAUCUGCGGGAGAUGCUACUCAAGGAAAGAAGCGCGCCGUGACAUAUGUUGAGGACGAAGGUUCGAGCGAUGAGGGCGACAGUCAAGAGGAAGCGCCUGAGAGAAAGCCGAGGAAAAGAGCUAGAACUCAUAAGGGCGUGAAGUCGGUGACGAAGAAGCUCCCCGCCAGCACCACCCGAACCACCCGAACCAAGAAGCGCGGUCGUUUGAACGCACUGCCGGAGAUGCCCUUGGAUAUCCUAGAAGAGAUAUUCUCUUUCUUGGAUCCUGGAGACCUCAUCCGUAUUGCACGCACCACGAAGGCUUUCCGCCGUCUCCUACUUGCCGGCAAUCAGUUCUCACACCUCUGGAGAGCAUCGUGGUCUCGCAUGGAAGGCUAUCCAGAGUGCCCAGAGGACUUUCCGCUUCUCAAGUGGCUUCAGUUGCUCUUCGGUGGGCCCUACUGCCAGGUUUGCGCAGCCCCGUCUGUACAACGAAUCCUCUUCAGAAUUCGCGCCAGGAUGUGCAAGAGCUGUAUUCGUAACUCCUUGACAGAUGUUGGAUCGACUUGGAUCGAGACUAUACAACCAUUCAUGCUCGGCUUGUACAUCCCUGUUGUCCACGAAGGAAGAAACGCAUACGCGUAUGAGCAUGAUUUGGAGAGACUGAAAACGACUGUGGCGACGGCUCUGGGAGAGACCGACGCUAGUAAUCGUCGCGAGACUUGGGACACGAUUCUGAGAUCGCUUAGAGAGGCUUUUACCCCUUACAUGAACCAUCAACAGCAGUGUGAAAUGUGGCAGAUACGCAUGAUCGAGAACCGUAGAGACGACCUAGGGGAACGUCGGGCGUCUCGCCGCGAGAACAUAUUGAACCGCCUUUCAAAUCUAGGAUACGCCGAGUCUGAUGCACGGGGUAUCUGGAAGAUGAAAGACGUCAAUGUCGGGAAGCAACUCACUGAUCGUGCAUGGAGUACGCUUCUCCCGACGUUGCUGCCCACCCUGGAUGAGGCUCGACAACACCGCCUUGAACGCGAAGCUUGCACCCGUCGUAAUCGGCGCGUGGCAGUCGCGCGGGAUGAGUACGCGCAAUUACUCAGGUCUGGCGCCGUGAAAGCACAAGACAUCCCUUACUUCCCAAGCGCGAAUGCGUGCAUUCAAUUUGGAACGCUUCCUUCCCUUAUCGACGAAGACGAGGACGAGAUCUCUGCCGAGUGGAAGCUGAAGCUUGAAGUCGCCCUCAAGGAGUCGCUGCCUCUUAUGCACGACGCAUUCGAGAAGCAUCGCGUGGAGUUUGCAUCUUUCAUACAAGGAUCUGGUGCUGAAGACAUAGUUGAUCCUGCCGCCAUCCUCUCGCUGGCGACGUCUCUCUUCAUAGUACCGGCGGAAUACGGCGCGAGUGAGAUUUCCUUCGGUCUCGAGGCGCUGGUGCGCUCAGGAAGGAAACUGUACUAUCACACUGGGCCAGCGGAAUCAUACGCCGCGUCGAGGCUACCGCGCUUGGGAAAGUCACUUCCCCAGUCUGUGAACAAGGUGUUGGAAGAGAUAUUGCGCCUCCUAGGAUUGGACGACACGGCCAAGAUCGUCGAACUCGAUGCUGCCGAUGCCGCCUUUACGUGCCUGACGUGCAAGGUCACGCAUGACGCCCACUACUGGUUUGAUAACAGUCACGUCCCGGGACGCUGGCACGAACUGCGUUACCGACAAGCCAUGAACUGGCGUGAUGUCAUUGCACAUGUAUACCGUCAUCACAAAGAGACUUCCGACGAAGUCCGGCUACAUCUUCUGACGAAUAGCGAACGAGCCGCUGUCGGCGCCCAAGGUACAGUCGUUGCGCGGAAAAGAUCUGGGGCUCAAGAUAUCAGGGCGCGUGCUUUUGCAUGUUGUCACUGUGUCGACACUCUUGUGGCUCCCCUGUUCGACCAUGGUGGGAAGCUCGAGUAUUCGUGUUUGGGCGAUAUACACCUCCAUCUCAAGAGCAGCCAUGAUAUUGAAGCUGCUCAAGAGGGGGUGGAUUACUUUCAAAAUCCACUUGGUGAUCGAGGUGUUUUGGGAGGUAUACGUAGCCAAUACUGUCUUGUUGAAGAACCAGAAGAACCUGUAGCGGAGGCAGCGCCGAUAACAGUCGCCGAGGUGCAACAUGCGGAUCCGAUAUGA